AUGAAGGUGCCGCUGGAAAUAUGGCUGCAGUCACUGUUUGUGAUGAGCUGCGUGAGGCGCGGUGCUAUGAGGAACCCCUUGUCAGUUCAAGGAAUGGAAGCCAGCCAGUCCACGAGACCUGUCAGCAACUUGUUAUUGGAAAGCGUUCACGACUCGCCUCAGCUCACUCAGCUUCUGCAGCACAUCGUAGAGAACUUUUUGAAGGAUUGUGACCUUUGGCUGCUUUAUCCGCCUGGUGAGACUCUGGUGAUCCUACUUGCUGCUAACCUCCAGCUGCAGGAACGACCAAUUCGCACUGUGGCCCUAGAGACGUCUGAAGAAGGCGUAGAAGUGCCUGAGUUGACGAUAACUUCUGCGCCUGCCUGCUCUGCCUACAUCAUCUUUGGAUACAGCGGUGAGUUCCUCCGCUCGCUGGUGGAGUCAUCUGGGUUCGAGUCACAGCUUCACUACCUGGGUCGCUUCAUCUUCGUGACGGGAACAGCAGCAGGGGCGGCGCGGCUCAUCCUCGACAACCCGGUCAUGGCAUGGCGACCUCACGCCCUCGUCAUUAAAGAAUUUCAAGAAGCGAGCGGCGUGAGCUAUGAGGUGUGGAGUCACGAGGUGUUCCGGGGAGACGUGGAGGAGAGGGUGCGUGUGGUGGAGAGGUGGCGUCAGGGCGAGGCUCAGUGGGGCGUCGACCUCUUCCCGGACAAACUGAGUGAUUUCGGAGGUAAUGAGUUGCGGGCGCUCACCUUCCACUAUCCGCCAUCCAUCGUAGAGUCCAACAAGGCCGCAGAGGGGACGCAGACGCAGCGGUUCGAUGGUGUGGAGAUCCGCUUGAUGCAGACGGUGGCAGAGGUUCUCAACUUCCGACUGCAUCUGGCCAAUCCCUCGGACGGUCGCAUGUGGUACGGUAUCUUCGACGACCUGCAGCACCGCCGAGCCUUCAUGGGCGCUGCUAACUUCUUCGUCACCACCAGUGCGCUUCAGGUGGUGGACAUGACGGUACAGCAUGACGUGGAGCCUGGUUGUUUCAUCACGCCGCUUCCCGCCCCGCUGCCACGCCUCGUCGCCCUCGUCUAUCCAUUCACUCCCACGGUGUGGUUGGUGACGGUUGCCUCGCUGGUGUGCGGCACGCUGUUGCUGUUCGGUGUGUCCCUGGCGGCGUACCACUUGUCACGCCGCCACCAACGGAAGCCCAUCACCUACGCAGACUCCCUCUUGUAUGGCGCGGGAAUAUUCGUCGCCGUUGGCAUGCCGAAUGUGCCGCGGAGCAAUGCCACGCGGGGUUACUUCAUCAUGUGGGUGUGGUACGGGGUGCUGCUCACCGCUGUGUACCGCUCCUCCCUCACCGCCUUCCUCACCAUCCCUCUCGCCCAGACGCCCAUCGACACGCUACACCAGCUGGAGGCCUCGGACAUCCCAGCGGUGGGGUCCGUGGGUAUCAAUUUCUUGAGGCAGCUUGAGGCGAGCAGCGACCCAGUGGUGCGCCGCCUGGCCAACCGCUACCAGGCCGUCAGCACUCCCGAGGAAGGACUUGUGCUCACCGCCAAGAGGAAGUACGCCCUCAUGGAGAACCGCCUCUUCCUUGACCACGCCAUCGCCGCCAACUUCACCAACAGGCUGGGCGAGGAGACGCUGCACGUAAUGAGGGAGUGUUUUCAGGCUUACAGGAUCGCAUUAGUGAUGCCAAAAAAAUCCCCCUACAAGCCUAACUUCGAUGCCGUGGUGGUACAGGUAGUGGAGGCUGGUCUGAUCAGACACUGGAACGAGGACAUCCUGCGCAGGAGCCGCCGGGUGAGCACUGAAGAGCCUGAAGACGCCGACAACGAGCGUCAGUUUACCGUGGACGAUUUGCAGGGAGCGUGGCUAAUCCUUGCUCUGGGUUACUUAACCGCCCUUACUGCUUUCCUGGUGGAGCUCGCCAUCUGCCAAUCUCACUCGCCUCGACUCGCGGGUCACCGAACCAAGAUAGACAGCCAGCGUUCGUCAGAUCACAAUAAUUUCCGCAGCACCACUCACGCUGGUUCAGGAAUAUGUGUGUGCUGUUAGAAUACUACUUCGCAGAUGAAAUGAUGCAACACAAGCUUGAAGACUCUCUUGUUUACGUGAUUCAUUGACAUUUUUGAUAGUUUACUAGCUGUAACAGUGGCCCAGGCGCUACAGCAUUACUGGACAUAUGUAUUCUGAAACACUUUGGGCUUUCUUAAGAAUUAUUCAAGAAGGCCACAUUAAUAAGUAGUUCGGUAUCAUGGACGUGUUUCUUUUUAUCCCGAUUAAAAAAAUAAAGAAGAAAAACCUCCACUUAAUUAAGCUGUUGUAUACGUUUAGCAAUUCAAGAAAGGUAACAUGCCAAAAAGUUUAAUAAUAUGAUCCUUGGUGUUUAGUCUAGAAAUAUAAGUUUAAUUCUUUGCGUGUAGUGAACAAUAAUGAUAAUGGGAAGGAUGUGAUGAUGAUGAUGAUGACAAUGACAUUGACGAUGAUGACAAUGACUAUG
This is a messenger RNA of Portunus trituberculatus (swimming crab), 2476 nucleotides long. RefSeq names its product ionotropic receptor 21a-like. Gene Ontology annotation, molecular function: ligand-gated monoatomic ion channel activity. The transcript is spliced from 14 exons. The record is from RefSeq and is a predicted model, not a curated record. Gene Ontology annotation, cellular component: membrane. Bases 1 to 2031 code for a protein of 676 amino acids. Lineage: Eukaryota; Metazoa; Arthropoda; Malacostraca; Decapoda; Portunidae.